CGUCAAUUCUUCUCAUCAGAUCCACGCUGCUGUCGAUACAUUCGCAGUUCGCCAAGGCUAGGAACCAUGUGGAUGCUGGAGCGGCGCAAUUCUCGAUGUCCGGAGAAAGAAAGGCCGCUACAAACACGCUGCAGCGCGCCGCACACUCUUACUCCGGACAUUCUCUGCGAUGCACCAGUAGCCAAUCAUUUACGAAGGCAAACUAUUGCGGAACUCGCACGGUAUGAAUACAUAAGAUCGAGAUAGCCGCUAAUUGACAGACUUUCACUCAUUGACACAACAUUGUCUUUUACUACUCCACAAUUGAGCAGACACGAUCGCCACAAUGUCUCCAAUCGCAAUUCAAAGAAAGCAUUCAAUUGCGACCAUGGGCGCCGAUGGUAUCGGUCCUGAGGUUGUCAAUGCUGCUGUACAAGUCUUGAAGAAGCUCACAUCGCUCGGUGGCUCGUUCGAGCUUGAGUUUGAAGACUACGACUGGAGCUCAGAAACCUACAAGAAGACUGGAAAGUACAUCCCAGAUGGUGGACUUGAGAAUUUGAAGAAGCACGACGCCAUCCUUUUCGGCGCUGUUGGUGCACCAGACGUCCCAGAUCACAUCUCGUUGUGGGGUCUCCGACUAGCAAUUUGCCAGCCAUUCCAGCAAUACGCCAACGUGCGCCCAACCAGGAUUUUCCGUGGUACACAAUCGCCUCUCAGGAACGCCUCGCACGGUGAUCUGGACUGGGUCAUCGUGCGCGAGAACUCAGAAGGCGAAUAUGCCGGCCAAGGAGGUCGGUCUCACCGGGGUCAGCCAUGGGAGAUAGCCACAGAGGUCUCCAUCUUCACAAGACAUGCUGUUGAGAGACUGAUCCGAUUUGCUUUCGAGCUGGCGCAGAAGAGGGAGAGGAAGUUCUUGACAGUCGUCACCAAGUCGAAUGCUCAGAGGAAUGGUAUGGUCAUGUGGGACGAGGUUGCACUUGAGGUGUCAAAGGACUUCCCAGAUGUGAAGUGGGACAAGAUGCUGGUUGAUGCUAUGACUUGCCGCAUGGUGUUGGACCCGAAGUCUCUCGACACCAUUGUCGCUACCAACCUUCACGCCGAUAUCCUUUCCGAUCUCGCAGCUGCCCUGGCUGGUUCCAUCGGCAUUGCACCCACGUCCAACCUUGACCCCACUCGAAAGAACCCAUCCAUGUUUGAGCCUAUCCAUGGCUCAGCGUUCGACAUCGCCGGAAAGGGCAUCGCUAACCCAGUUGCCACCUUCUGGACAGCAGCGGAGAUGCUGACAUGGUUGGGCGAGGAAGAAGCUGCUAACAAGAUGAUGAAGGCUGUUGAGAAUGUCACUGAGCAAGGCAUUGUCACAAAGGAUCUCGGCGGAAGCUCAAACACAAAAGAGGUCACAGACGCCGUGUGCUCGGAACUCGAGAAGGUGGUCGGUAAGGGAAAGUAAGCAGAAUCACAGCUUGAUCCCAUUCUUCGACGAUAUUUCAUGAUAUACAUGGGAAUUUUGCCUUUAGUAUUUUCAGUAGUUCCUGAUGGCCAUGGCCACCGCUACUUCU
Messenger RNA from Macroventuria anomochaeta, 1535 nucleotides. Its product is annotated as tartrate dehydrogenase. NCBI's taxonomy places the organism in Eukaryota, Fungi, Ascomycota, Dothideomycetes, Pleosporales, Didymellaceae. The transcript is spliced from 2 exons. The coding region runs from base 326 to 1426 and encodes 366 amino acids. The record is from RefSeq and is a predicted model, not a curated record. Gene Ontology annotation, molecular function: magnesium ion binding; NAD binding; oxidoreductase activity, acting on the CH-OH group of donors, NAD or NADP as acceptor.